Molecule: messenger RNA, 737 nt
Organism: Anastrepha obliqua
Lineage: Eukaryota; Metazoa; Arthropoda; Insecta; Diptera; Tephritidae
Gene: RpL24
Product: 60S ribosomal protein L24
Exons: 3
Coding region: 64-534 (156 amino acids)
Biological process (GO): cytoplasmic translation
Cellular component (GO): cytosolic large ribosomal subunit
Molecular function (GO): structural constituent of ribosome; mRNA binding
Source: RefSeq, a predicted model, not a curated record
GUUCACUGACAGCUGUCAAAUUGUAACCCAUUUCCGUUUCUUUCUACUGACAACAACAGCAAGAUGAAAAUCGGAUUGUGUUCAUUCAGUGGGUACAAAAUCUACCCUGGCCAUGGCAAGACCAUGGUCAAAAUUGACGGAAAGACAUUCACUUUCCUCGACAAGAAAUGCGAACGCUCCUACUUGAUGAAGCGCAAUCCGCGUAAGGUUACCUGGACUGUGUUGUAUCGCCGUAAGCACCGCAAGGGUAUCGAGGAGGAAACAACCAAGAAACGUACCCGCCGUACGCAAAAGUUCCAGCGUGCCAUCGUCGGUGCUUCGCUUGCCGAAAUCAUGGCUAAACGUAACAUGAAACCCGAAGUACGCAAGGCCCAACGCGAACAGGCUAUUAAAGCCGCCAAGGAGCAAAAGCGUGCUGCUAAGGCUGCAAAGAAGACCACACAGCCCGCUCAGACCAAGGCUAAGGCUGCACCCAAGCAGAAGGCCGCUAAAGUGACGCAGAAAUCUGCGCCCCGUGUUGGAGGCAAGCGAUAAAUUAGUGCUGACGCAGAAACGAUUUGCUUUGCAAUAUCGGUAGCAAUUUUUUGUGGUCUGUGAACGCAUUUGGGGUUAAAAUAAGAUAAUUAACUUGUAUUGAGGAAGUAUAAAUAAGACGUCCCUUUGCUAAUAUGAAAAAUCAAAGUGAAAAAUAAAAAAAAAAAACUCGCGCGAAUGAAAAUUUGUGCGGACAAACAAAA